This is a messenger RNA of Fusarium venenatum, 270 nucleotides long. Lineage: Eukaryota; Fungi; Ascomycota; Sordariomycetes; Hypocreales; Nectriaceae. The record is from RefSeq and is a predicted model, not a curated record.
AUGGCUACGCGUAAUGUUACCGGAUCUCACGUGCGGCAGAGCAUGGUGGCCAGUGGAGGUGCCGUCAAGGCCAGACAACUAGCCCAGCUUAAUUCACAACUUGCUCAACUAUCAUCUAAUCUCUCUGACACGGAAAACUUGUUGCGCAUGACAAGCGUUCAGGCGGAAGCAAUGCGAGGACUAGGGAGCUGGCACGGCGGGCUGUUUAUGGCAGCAAGCAAGGUGUUAGGAGAGGAGAGCGUGAAGGAAGCUGGACAGCCUGGAAAAUAA